Messenger RNA from Cyprinus carpio (common carp), 11560 nucleotides. RefSeq names its product serine/threonine-protein kinase WNK1-like. The transcript is spliced from 33 exons. Gene Ontology annotation, cellular component: cytoplasm; cytosol. Gene Ontology annotation, molecular function: protein serine/threonine kinase activity; chloride channel inhibitor activity; ATP binding. The record is from RefSeq and is a predicted model, not a curated record. The coding region runs from base 1104 to 8750 and encodes 2548 amino acids. NCBI's taxonomy places the organism in Eukaryota, Metazoa, Chordata, Actinopteri, Cypriniformes, Cyprinidae. Gene Ontology annotation, biological process: positive regulation of sodium ion transmembrane transporter activity; intracellular signal transduction; positive regulation of potassium ion import across plasma membrane.
UCUCUGCUGUCAGUAUUCAGUGGGAGGGUACGUUAGACAGCAGCAGCCUCGGAGCUAAAACCAACGUGACAGACCGGAGUCUCAAUAACAGCACCCGAACCGAGAGCAGCAGUUCCAGAGAAACCUGAAUACUGCAUAUGGAGACCACCAGUUGUCAUUUGUCGACUGCUGCGUAAGGAUAACGAUUCAGCCGGCUCGACAGCAGCGACCGCGAACCGCAGUAACGUUAGAUGUUGUUGCAUUGUUCACGUGAAAGGAAGAAAAUCGCUGGUUUGCAGCGGAUCCUCGUGCAGUCGACCGGAACCGGACUCGGUUGUUGAUUUGUCGUAAUGUUUUAUCACGGGAUACAUCGUUACGCUGGAUACCGAAUGUAAUGAGUCAUUGCAUCACGCUGGAUUCAACAGCCCCGUGUUAAACUUGGCCUGUCGAGCAAACGGCACGAUGAACGCGUAGCUGCGCUAAAUUUAUGGAAUUUAUAUUUUCUCACCAUUCGGUUCUCCAGCCGUGAUUCUUUUGGUUCUUACAACUAUUUGGCGAUUCCCUCUAUUAAAUUAUUCGCUCGGUCAACUCAAGCAACUGCAGCUGUCGCUUUGUCUACAUCAGAGGGGAGUGGAGAUGACGAUACGAAAGUAAACCUGGACCUGGUUUUUGGGUUUUGGAGCCAGGUCUCCUGCACUCUAAAGGUCUGAAGAAUAUCAGGGCUCUUGCCCUUUUCCCUCUUGCGGUCCCUUAUGCCCAAUGACGGCUGUCUCUGGGUCACUGCAGGAUGGAUGAAGUGGAUUUGACAGUUUUUGUCUGUCACCAUCAGUGCUUGCCUCUCAGUGACUGUGUCUUGUUCUUUUACGUUUAUAAAAGAACACCUCCUCUCUUGGGCUCUGGCCCCUCACACUGUAAGAGUAACUGUUAGUAAGGAAUACCCCACGGAGGGGGCCUUCCAGCAAACUCUGUGGUUCACGUGAGCUUUUAUUACUUUUUUUUUUCAUAGGCUUUUUGUGCUGCAGUGAAAAGCAGAAAGAGGAAAUUUCCGCAAGAAGUCAAGGUUUACAUUUGAGUUUUUUCAUAAUAAUUUAUUUAUAAAUUUUAUUUUAUUUUUUCCUGGAGAGAUGUCGUCGGAAAAUCCCAACAAGGUGGUGACCUUCUUGGCCCCUCCACCUUCAAAGAAUGUGAAUGGCUCCGGUUCGGACUCACUGGUGGGUGAGAAGCUAGACACGGAGGUCAGAAAACGACGCCACACCAUGGAUAGAGAUCUGAAGACGGCUGAGCACAGAUUUUUUAGGCGUAGCGUCAUCUGUGACUCCAAUGUCACAGCCCUUGACUUGCCCAGCAAAGCCUGCCUCCUCACCUCGCCUCCGGAUUGUGAGCAGUUUGUUGUGCCUGUAGUGCUGCGUUCGGCCCCUGACGUUAUCAUUGACACCCAAGUGGGGAUUUCGGGUGUCCUAUUGGAAGAACAUGCAGAGGAUGGAAGAGCUGCUGGGGUUGGGAUUGUGGAGGUACAGAGCCCAUCUGUGCAGGAUGCGGGUGUGAGGCAGAUCGAGGCCCUUGGGAUGCCAGAGACGGAGCCCAUCGAUGUGGGUGACAAGGAGCAGGAGAGUGGAGUAGCAGACAAACGUGAAGAGGAGGAGAAAGGGGUGGCGAAGGCCCGUGCUGAAGCUGAGCAGAGGGAGGCUGAGAAAAAGGUUCAGGAGGACGAAGAAGUGGAGACCAAAGCUGUGGGAACCUCACCUGAUGGGCGUUUCCUCAAAUUUGACAUCGAGAUUGGACGCGGCUCGUUCAAAACCGUCUACAAGGGUUUGGACACGGAGACAACGGUGGAAGUAGCGUGGUGUGAACUUCAGGAUCGGAAGCUGUCGAGAUCAGAGCGCCAGCGCUUCAAGGAAGAGGCUGGCAUGUUGAAAGGCCUGCAGCACCCAAACAUUGUGCGUUUUUAUGACUCAUGGGAGUCGCCCUCCAAAGGCCGCAAGUGCAUUGUGCUGGUCACAGAGCUCAUGACGUCAGGAACCCUAAAAACGUAUCUGAAGCGCUUCAAGGUGAUGAAGAUAAAGGUGUUGCGGAGCUGGUGCCGUCAAAUCCUGAAGGGCCUGCACUUUCUCCACACCAGGGCUCCUCCCAUCAUUCACCGGGACCUUAAGUGCGACAACAUCUUCAUCACCGGUCCCACCGGCUCCGUUAAGAUCGGUGAUCUGGGCUUGGCCACCCUCAAGCGCUCUUCAUUCGCUAAGAGUGUCAUAGGUACCCCUGAGUUCAUGGCUCCUGAGAUGUACGAGGAAAAAUACGACGAGUCGGUGGAUGUGUACGCCUUCGGAAUGUGCAUGCUGGAGAUGGCUACCUCUGAGUACCCGUACUCCGAGUGUCAGAACCCCGCUCAAAUCUAUCGCAGAGUCACCAGCGGAGUUAAACCUGGCAGUUUCGACAAGGUAGCCAUUCCAGAGGUGAAAGAGAUCAUCGAGGGAUGUAUUCGCCAAAACAAAGAUGAAAGAUACGCCAUCAAGGACCUUCUGAACCAUGCCUUCUUCCAGGAGGAGACUGGGGUGCGGGUGGAGCUGGCUGAGGAGGACGAUGGGGAGAUGAUUGCCAUCAAACUCUGGUUACGCAUUGAAGACGUCAAGAAACUGAAAGGCAAAUACAAAGACAACGAAGCCAUCGAGUUUUCCUUCGACCUCAGUCGAGAUGUGCCAGAGGAUGUGGCUCAGGAAAUGGUUGAGUCGGGCUAUGUUUGCGAGGGUGACCACAAAACCAUGGCCAAGGCCAUCAGGGACCGUGUGUCCCUGAUCUGCCGCAAACGAGAGCAAAGACAGCAGGUGCGAGCCGAGCAAGAGAAACGCAAGCAGGAGGAGGAGCAAAAGCAGUUGUCCAGCGAGUCUUUGAAGAAUGUGCCUGGCUCUCAAGGAUCUGCACAGAGUCAGUGUGGUUCCCAGCCUCCGACCCCUGGCCUCAUCCAGCCUGAGUGUGAGGAGCCUGAUGCAGACCAGCAGCUUCAGUACAUGCACAGUGGAAUGACCUUGGCUGACGGGGUGCUUGAAAGUGGUCAGGGUUCAUCCGUGUUCUCAGAACCUCAACUCAGCAUGUCGUAUAGUUCUCCUGCAUCGUCGCAACCCCAACAGGUGCCUGGACAGGCUGCCUACCCUCCCAGCUCUCAAGCUCCCCAACAGCACACUGCAUACCCCCAGCAGCCCAUGCCUCCUCCACCUCUUCCCCGUCGUCGUGGUCGUAGCAUGUCUGUUUGCGUGCCCUGCUUUUCUACCACCUCUGCUCUGUCGUGUCCUCCCAAGCCAACUUCAACCCCUCCUCCAGUCGCAUCAGCCCCACUCUCACCCCGGUUGGGGAGGCCAGAUGGGGAGACGUUUGCGGGCCGACUGUCCAAAGCACUGGAGAGUGUCUUGCCCCUUCACUCGGCCCCACCCCAUCGCCGUGCCAGUCUCCCAGCAAUCUUUACCAGUCCUCCGCAAUCAGUGAGUCAGCCGUACAGUGGAGGAGGCUCAGGUCUGGUCGAGCCCCCGCUCUUUUUCCCCACCAUCCCGGAACGGCCUGUCUCGUUCUCCCCCCCACCAUCUUGCUCGCCUAAACCUUUCAACGUGCAGCGCCGCAGGAGCACCUCCAUCCUGGAGGCCCACACGCGUCACUUCCAGCCCGCCUACCAUCGUAGCAACGGCAGCAGCAUGCACCCGUUUUCUGGCAUGGAAGCUUUGGGCCCUGGCUGCGAUCCCUCCCUGUUCAUGAUGUCUGGGAUGGCGGCUCAAAGAUUUGCAGAGCCACUGCACCUACAGCCUCCAGCAGAACCGCUAUUCGGAUAUAAAGACGUUAGGGCCGAGCAAGAGGAAGUUGUGCGUAGACUCAGCCUCAACCAGGCUGCAUUAAUGGACCAUCUGGAAGCCAUGGCCUACAGUGGCUACCCUUUGACUGCACAUCAGCUAAGCCACAUCAGCUUCCAUCAGCAAAUGCAGGUGGCUGCUGCAGCUAGCUUGGCCUAUGAGACUCAAUCACAGCCUGGGCCAGCUUACCUACACCCUCAUGUCCAGAGCCACAUGCGCUUAACCCACAGCCCGAUCCCACAGCUGCCUUCCAUGAAUGUGUCUUGCUCUGCCUCUGCACCGCAGCAAACCGCAGCUGCAGAUCCAUGCUAUCAGCCCCACUCAUUUCCCCAUUCCGCACCACCCGUGUUGGCUCACACAUCUGAGCCGAGCACCACCUUUGAAUUCCACAUGCACAACCUCCAGGCGGACCCAGCCAUGCUGGCGUCCAGACUGUACCGAGCCCGCCGGGGCUCCAUGGACCUUAACCUGGAGGAAGCAUCUGGCAGCCAGGGCUUGUGUAGUCGACUGCAGCCUGUUACCGAAGAACUGUAUAGCUACGUGAGCCCGGAGCUGCCCCUUCCCCCGGGCAGCCUGCUUCUCCAUGGACCUAAAGAACUAAGUCCUGAACCUUCAAGUGACUCCAUGACCUCCUCUGAUGCUGGGGAGUUCCACUCGCCUCCGCCUCAUUCAUUGUUCCAACCUCAAGACUGCUCUGCAGCUCAGUCCAUCCCACAAACGUUGUACUACAAAACCGAUGGAGGGAGCACCAUCAGCGAAGGACACCCACCCAGUCAGACGGCAUUUCUGUUUGUUCCACCUUCUGAAUCAUCCACCAUUCCAUCCUCGCACAUCACUGCUCUGCACAGUACUUGGGCCCGUCAACCAUCCCAUCCACCGGACCUCAAAUACCACGAGCCUGCCUUGUCCCAUCAGGGCACUACCUUGGUGCAGGUCCCAAUGCCUCAAUCAACAGGUGCCAUGUCUCUGGUUUCCUGCAGCACCCCUUCAGCCACCUCUGCUUCUCAACAGUAUGGAGGUUACUACAUCCAAGCACUCCCUUCGCAGGUUUCUCUGGGGCAGACAUUCCAACCAGGUGUCUCGUUAUCCCAACAGCAAGCUCCCCAACAGCCUCCCAGCACUAUGGUUCAGAGCAGUUCCCAAACACAGGUCCAGCCAGGCCCCCAGCCCACACAGCUACUCUGCGUGCCAACUAUAGCAGUUGCCCCGUUUCUCCAGCAACCUGUGCUUGAAGCGCUGACGUGCCCGGCAGCCGUACCUGCGCCAGCCACGUCCCCGUCAGCGCUGCCACCUCAUCUACCCCAGUUGGUACCGCCAAUAGUGACACCUGUGCCAACCAUCCAUGUGGUCACAGUCCCCUCCCCCACCGAACAGCCAUGUUUGCCAGCAGACACCCCAGCGCAGACAUCUCACAGCGUCUCUCAGACUUUGACGACAGAGCUGUCACAACUCCAAACUCCUGCUGUGGAGAGCUGUCAUUCUGAUGUGGCAUCUGGGCUCAGCGAUGGUAAUGAGGGUGUAACGGGUGGCAGGCAUGAGGGUCGUUCUGCUAAACGGCACCAGCGCAGAUCAGUACGCAGCCGUUCACGCAAUGAAAAAACCUCUAAGGCCAAGCUCAAUGUUCUUAAUAUCUCCAGCAAGGGCGAUAGAGUUGCGGAGUGUCAAUUAGAAACACACAACAGAAAAAUGGUUACUUUCAAGUUUGAUCUUGACGGCGAUAACCCAGAGGAAAUUGCACAGAUAAUGGUACAAAGUGAAUUCAUUCUAGAGAGCGAGCGCGAGUCCUUCAUCGAGCAGAUUCGAGAGGUCAUAGAAACAGCAGAUGAGAAAGGUGUGGAGAGAGAGCGCAGCCAGUCAGUCAGUGAUCACGAGCAGCAUAUGCCCACCACAUCUGCGCCUCUUGAGCAAGGUGUGCCACCUAGUUCAGCUGCCCUGGUGGUCCACUCGGCAGGCCGCAGGUUUAUCGUGAGUCCAGUGCCUGAAUCCAGACUGAAGGAACAGUUCUUUACCUCACCCCAACCCACAAUUGAAGAACCUUCACCCUCUGUGUCAGUUCCACUGCCUGCCUUGGGGCUUUCUAUGUCGGCGUCUGCAGUCAGUCUACAGCAGGCAUUCUCUGAAUUGCGUCAAGGCCGGUUUGACCCGGGUCCCAGCACUGCGCCGCCUAUGCUCCAUAUCUCCAUGCCCCCUCUGGUUCCUGCCGCAGUACCCUUGCCCCCUAGCACCGCCCCGGUGGUCCCUCCCCCAGUGUCUUCUGAAGUGACCUCUGUCUCCAUAAACCCUCCAGGGUCUUUGUCACCUCCUCCUACCCUUCCUGCCUCCGCCAUGACCUCCCCUCCAGCCCAUUCGCAUCUCCCUCUGCCUCAAAGUCAGGCUGUACCUACCGUCAUCAGUGUUAUUUCCACCACAAUACCAGUUGUGCCUGCCGCGACAUCCUUCCCCCAAACCUCAGUCCCCAUGCCCGUACCUGCCUGUACUGCUGCUCUGCUCACUCACCCUGCGACUCCUAUGGGAUCUGUUUCUGGUGGCAGUAGUGAACAGCCGCCCAUCCCCUCCACUUCAGCUCAGCUCACACCACCAGUCAUCCCCACCACAGCCAUCCAGACGCCGCAGCUCGCACCAUCCACCACCACGGUUAUUCCCACCUCGGCUGCUCAGUCACAAGUGCCCACCCUCCAGCCGGUUACCACCAAUACACCAGUUGUGCAGCCCACACCCGUGCACAGCCAACCUCAAACCUCUACCAUACCCAAUCAGAGCAAUGCACAUUGUGUAGAAUGUGACAGCGAUCCGCAGGGAAAGGGCGUUGAUGACAUUCAGGCUCUGGAUAAAAAACUGCGCUCGCUUUUCAUGGACCUAGGCUCUGGUCCGCCCUCUGCCCAGUCUGAUAUCACAUCUGACCCCAUGGCAGCCCAAAGCAUCCCUGGCACUUCCUCUCCGACUACCUGCGCCACCCCUAGCGGCACCCCUCUCCCUCCCUCUAGUUUACCCCUGAACUCCCCCGGUCAGUCCAUGGGCUCUCCCAUGACCUCCAUGGGUAAUGCCUCCACCCCAGUCGGCUACAGUCAGACGACUCCAUCCAAAGCACCAUUAUCAAGAUUACCGGUGUUGCCUGUUGGCCCAGAUCAGGCUGGCACGCCACCCACAGAGCACCUACCACCCUUCCCAGGACCUUGUUUAACUCAGUCCCAGCAGCCCCUGGAGGAUCUGGAUGCCCAGCUGAGACGGGCGCUGAGUCCAGAAACGGUCCCAAUCAGUAGUGUCACGCACCAGUCGUCUCUCACUGGGAUCCCAACUGGAGGACAGCCAGGUUCGUUUUCUUUGGAUGAUGAGCCAGCAGCUGCACCUGCAGCUGGAGGAUACAAACUGGGACGAUUCCAGGUGUCAGCGGCUCCUGAUGAGAACGCCCUGCAGGCUCCCACCACCUCCCAUGACUCAUCCUCCACAUCUUCUUCCUCCACCACCACCUCCUCUUCAUCCUCCUCCUCCACUCUCUCUAGCCCUGAGAACACGUUACACAGAACCUCCUCUCCCCUUAGAGACACGAAAGUAGAUGAGAUUGAUGGCCUCCCUGCUCUCCCCAACCGGACGACAACCCAUCCCCAGCCCACCACCAUUGGCCGUUUCCAGGUGACCACCAAGACGGACACGAAGGUGGGGCGUUUCUCAGUGAGCAGAUCACAGGACGAGGCUCUUGUGGCUAGCUUACAAACCCCAGAACCUCAGCCAGCACCUCCAGCCCAUCCAGCUGUUGGGAACGGUCCAAGUCCCGGGAACCUCAACAACUCGGUCAGCUCCUACUUCAGCAGCGACAAUGACUCAGAGUUUGAAGAUGAAGACUUUAAGAGAGAAGUCAGCAAGCUGAGGGAGAAGCACAUGAUGGAGAGUCAGGCUCUGUACACCCGGCAGAAGGCAGAGAUUGAAGCACUGUUCACUCGCUUGGGCAAAGCACCUCCCGCCAUGGUCAACCCUCCCGUUGUAAACCCAGCCGGCCGCAGACGACGUCCCACCAAGAGCAAAAGCAGCAAAUCUAGCCGCAGCAGCUCACAGGGCAGCAAGAGUCCUGUACUGCCAGCAACCAGCACUUUAUCCGCGCAGAGCGCUCCCUCUGUGUAUCAGCCUCAGCAGGCCUUCCUGGCCCCUGGGGGGAUGAUAGAUGGGGGGAGCAGCCCUCUGCUUCAGUCCUUCAAACCCUCCCCUUCUAGUGAGAACCUCUGCUCCGCUUACACCAGUGACGCCACGCUCUCUGUGCCCAGUUUGUGUGUCACCUCGCAAGGCUGUGUAAAGUUCAGCUGUGGGUUGGAGAGAGUGACCUUCAAACCAAGUGGCAGGAGGACGCGUUUUCUGAGGAAGAUGGUGAAAAAAGUGUGCCCCUGCAACCAACUUUGUAGGACGAGCAGCACCAACACAGUGGCGGGAAACGGUCAGAAUCUAAACCAGCCGCCCGUCUCUCAGUCCCAGAGCUGCAAGGGCAUGUUCACAGACGAGCUGCACAAAUUGGUGGACAACUGGGCCAGGGACGCUAUGACCCUGUCGCAGGGCAAGAGAGGCCCCAAGCACCAACAACAAGUGGCUCCUCAGGGCCACAGCUACGAAAUGGUUCCUCCUACCAACAUGAGUCGUAAGUACUCGGCUCCAGGCCAGCUGUGCCCAAGCAUCGCUUCAACUCUGAGCAGCCACCCGCCCAUGCCCAACACUCCCGCUACCUCUUUGGGGGCCCUGAAGGGCUCCUUGUGUCCCACGCCGCAGUACGGCUACCCCUCCGCACCUUACAGCACCCAGUGGGCUGGAUCGGCCACACACACCCAGGCCGGUCUGCUGGCCACCUCACAACCCCUGGGACAGUAUCCCCAGGUUCCCACCCCUUUACAGACCUUCCACGUCAGCACUUUGCAAAAGUCAGUCAGCCACCCAGGUGGACCCAACCUGAAGACCACGUAGGACAGGGCCUAGCCAUGCCAGGCCUAAAUAACUCUCGAAUUGGGGGAAGGAAGGGGGAUGGAUUGGGCAAGAGUUUGUUUGCAUUGCAGAGAUUCUGUCACACAAGUUUCCUUUGGGAUGGUUGAGGAAGAAGAUGCCAGAAUCCUCCUGCAUGCUCACAGAUAUGCCACGGGGAUGAUGCACAACGAUGCAAAGGAUAAGAGAAGAUGAAAAUAAAACAACGGACACUUGUGUGCAAUGUUACGUGGCCAAAGAAGGUGUGACCAUUUUUAUUGUUAAGGUGUGUAGUGAUGGCAUCCUUCACCACCCAGCCCCAAACAUUUGUCAAGGGGUUCAAGGUUUGCUGACCUAAAAUGGAAUAGAUGCCACUGGCAUCCAUCUGUAUGUCCUCCUGAUAAAUUCAUACAUCAAGCAUAUCAACAAACUGAGGUCGGGUGGGUGACGGUGAGCAGCAAAGAGUCAAACCUAGUGUCCUUGUUCCCCUCUUGCCCUAAACCCUCUGCUGCAAUGCCAUGGAAUAAUGCAAUAAUUACAAUGGUAGAAAAAAGCCCAUUUUAAAACACAGGACGUGGCCUUCGUUAGAUAAAAUGACAAAAUCCAUGUACAGAUUUCCUUUGUUUUUAAAUUGGGUUAUGAGGGUUUUGAUUUCAUUCAUUGGUUGGUUGCUGGUUGGUUGGUUAGUUGGUUUUUCUUCCCUAUGCCCUUCAAGCCGGCCUUGUGUAGCAGAAUAUUAGAGACAGUUAUUUUUUAUUUUGUCAUGUUUAGAGGCCUUUCAGCUGCCCCCCGAGGUUUGUUCUACAAAGCUUCUACAAGCAACCCAUCAAGCUUGUUCACACUCAUACCGUCCUCUUCCGGUUUUCUCAUCAGGCCACAAUGGUGGAUAAAAUCAGUUGGAUUGGGGUUUGGAUACGAAACUGGAGGUCACAGGAUUUGUCGCCUUGGAGACCUGCGAAGCUUUAAAUCUAUGGCUAAUUAUCAGCUGUUUGUGAUCAUGGCAGCAUUAGGGGCCUCUUACGAUAGUUUGAUUGAGACAUUCAAAUAAGUUAUGUUCUGUAUGGACCUGUAUUUACUCAUCAGUUAUUGAUGUUGAAACACUGUGAUUAUUACAAAUGUUGUUGGACAACAUUAGAUAAGAAAAGUAAACAAAAAAAAAAAAACAUGAAAUUUUAGAGGGGUUUGGAUAUUAGCGUUCAUGAGAUGUAAGGCUAGCUAUUUCAUUAUUCACAUCGUAUUGGAGACACUUUAACCCCUUUUUCCCCCUUUGUACUUUCUUUAUAUUAUUAGAUAAAUGUGAAUGUAAAAUGGAUUCAGUUAAUGUACUUGAAGAAACAAAUCUUUCGCUCUUUCCCUACACCCAGUGAGCUGUCUGAAGAUUCUAGUGCCUUGCAUUAUUUUUGUGUUUUUGUUUUUUGGAGUUGGGGUUGAUGUUAGACAGCAGAGAGUCUCAAGCGUUGCACUUGGUUGGAGUGCUGGUCUUUGGACUUCACAGAGGGUGAACAUUAAUAUAUUGCAGAAAUGAGGUGCUGUUUUGGAUGAAACCGUUUCAGAUACUUCGUCAAUCUACCUUAGUGUGCAAGUGUAAGUGUGCCUGUCAUCACUGCACCCUUUCUAGAGUAGAAGAGUCAUUUAAAAUGCUAUUGACAACCAGUCUUUGUUUUCCAGAUGGAUUCUUAAAAAGGUGUGAACGGUUCUUGUGAAGGUGAAGGAUCGGCUCAGAUAGAAGUGCAGGACGAGGAAAGUUAGUAUGCAUGGGAUAGUAUGUUGUAAGUAUUUCAAAACCACCAGUAGCUUAGAUGUUUUUCCAGCACUGCUUACUUGGGUUUGACACCAUCCAGUGUCAAACCCUCUCUGGUGUGCGUAGAGAGACACGUUUUAGCAACAGAUGUGAAGGAAAGUGUAACUUCAUGAGCGAGAAAAGGACCAGAAAGGUGGGAAAAGACAGUUAGCAACCCUCACAGAUACAAGAACGCUACUCUCUGCCAACAGCACUGUUGAAGACUAAAUCUCGCUGGUUUCUCAUCAAUCCGCUUCUUUUGAACUCUCACUGCCCAUGUAAGUUCUCAAGUCACUGUACUGGCAACGGCCUUUGGUUUUAUGGCAGAUCAGUAGCUUCAUUUUAGGGGAUCUCAACUCUCUCUUUUUGUAGCAGUCAGUCAGAUCACUCUUGUAAAUGCUUUGGUUUAUUCAAAAUACUAGACCUGCAGUGUCAAACUCACUUUUAUGAAUAGAUGAAUAGUGAACAGUGCUGAAUCACCAGAAACAAAUGUACAGAUCCUUAGAGCAUUUUAUUUGGGGUACAAAAACGUAGUGGAGAUGCUCUCAUUAAAUUAACUAAUGAAAGGACGUAGAUUACAACUCGUUACAUACUGCUUAGUGUGCCGUCUGCGUGAAACGUCUGGUACAGGAACUUCACUUUAGGUCAGCUGUACAGUUUAGAUUCUCAACUGGAUCUCUAUAUUUAAAAUACGAUCGUUUUAUCUUUAUCUCUUGCUUUGUACACAGUGCUUUACCCGUAGACAGCUAGUUUUUACCCACUUUGCCGUUUGGUUCGUUCAAACUGUGAACACAUCAGAAGGUCUUUAACAAAGAGGUCCAACCUGCUCAGAGUUCAGACUAAUGAAAUCUGUGUAAUGCUACCUUCUGAGUGCCAUGUCCCUGUUCUAGAUAUGAUGCAAGUGUUAAUUUGCUCUCGCUGUAAGAAACAGGUCCCCCUGUUUGACUGUAGAGGGCGCUAAUGUAACUGCAGUGCAGGAUAUACAACAAAAUGAGAUUUACCUCUGACCUCUGAUGUAAAUGAUACAGCACCUUCG